Messenger RNA from Talpa occidentalis (Iberian mole), 4638 nucleotides. RefSeq names its product solute carrier family 12 member 1 (gene SLC12A1). Gene Ontology annotation, cellular component: membrane. The record is from RefSeq and is a predicted model, not a curated record. Gene Ontology annotation, biological process: cell volume homeostasis; chloride ion homeostasis; potassium ion homeostasis. The transcript has 27 exons. Bases 257 to 3553 code for a protein of 1098 amino acids. Gene Ontology annotation, molecular function: sodium:potassium:chloride symporter activity. Lineage: Eukaryota; Metazoa; Chordata; Mammalia; Eulipotyphla; Talpidae.
AUAUGCCUGGGUGAUGCCCAAGCAGUUACAUUCCUGAGAAGAAGGUUCCUGGGUGUUUUGAAGAACAUUCAGAAGACUAUACAGGAGACAAUACAUGAAGGACCUACUUAUUGAAUUCUUCUAGAACAAAAGGCAGAGGGUCCUUAGUGUAAAAACAUUAGUGAUUAUUCUGAGGAGAAAAAUAAGUAGUACUCUUAAAAAAAAAAAAAACAGCCAUAAAAUAGACAGCUCAUUCCAAAAAUUUCCAUUUUGGAAGAUGUCAGUAAACAACUCUUCCAGUGCAUUUCUGGAUGCAGUGCCCAGUAAUACCAAUCGCUUUCAAGUCAAUGUCGUAAGUGAGAUCCAUGAGGGCAGUGCAGCUGCAGAUGACAACGCUGCCCCUCCACAUUAUGAGGAAACCUCCUUUGGGGAUGAAGCCCAGAACAGAUUCAGAAUCAGCUUCAGGCCUGGGAAUCAGGAGUGCUAUGACAAUUUCCUCCAAAACGCGGAAACUGCUAAAGAUGCCAGUUUUCAUGCUUAUGAUACUCACACAAACACAUACUACCUGCAAACCUUUGGCCACAACACCGUGGAUGCUGUUCCCAAGAUCGAUUACUAUCGCAACACCGGCAGCCUGAGUGGCCCCAAGGUCAACCGACCCAGCCUGCUUGAGAUUCAUGAGCAGCUCGCAAAGAACGUGGCAGUGGCCCCAGGCCCCGCAGACAGGGUUGCUAAUGGUGAUGGGAUGCCUGCAGAGGAACAAGCUGAAAACAAGGAAGAAGAUAAAGGCGGUGCUGUGAAGUUUGGAUGGGUGAAAGGUGUGCUGGUGAGAUGCAUGCUAAACAUCUGGGGUGUCAUGCUCUUCAUUCGCCUCUCCUGGAUUGUUGGAGAAGCUGGAAUUGGUCUUGGUGUGAUUAUCAUCGGCUUAGCCGUGACAGUGACUGGUAUCACUGGUUUAUCCACCUCGGCUAUUGCCACAAAUGGAUAUGUCAGAGGAGGUGGGGCCUACUAUCUUAUUUCCAGAAGCUUAGGGCCCGAGUUUGGUGGGUCUAUAGGCUUGAUCUUUGCUUUUGCCAAUGCAGUAGCUGUUGCCAUGUAUGUGGUGGGAUUUGCUGAGACUGUGGUAGAUCUCCUUAAGGAGAGUGACUCAAUGAUGGUGGAUCCAACCAAUGACAUCCGGAUAAUCGGGUCCAUCACUGUGGUGAUCCUUUUAGGAAUUUCAGUAGCUGGAAUGGAAUGGGAAGCUAAGGCUCAGGUGAUCCUUCUGAUCAUUCUCCUCAUUGCUAUUGCAAACUUCUUCAUUGGAACUGUCAUUCCAUCCAAUAAUGAGAAGAAGUCCAGAGGUUUCUUUAAUUAUCAAGCAUCAAUAUUUGCAGAAAACUUUGGGCCAAGCUUCACAAAAGGAGAAGGCUUCUUUUCUGUGUUUGCCAUUUUUUUCCCAGCAGCAACUGGGAUUCUUGCUGGCGCCAAUAUCUCGGGAGACUUGGAGGAUCCUCAAGAUGCCAUCCCCAGAGGGACCAUGCUGGCCAUUCUCAUUACCACCAUCGCUUACAUAGGAGUGGCCAUCUGUGUGGGGGCCUGUGUGGUGCGAGAUGCCACCGGGAGCAUGAAUGACACCAUCGUUCCUGGCAUGAACUGCAAUGGUUCGGCGGCCUGUGCGUUGGGCUAUGACUUCUCAAGAUGUCGACAUGAACCGUGUCAGUAUGGGCUGAUGAACAAUUUCCAGGUCAUGAGCAUGGUGUCAGGGUUUGGCCCCCUCAUCACUGCUGGGAUCUUUUCUGCAACACUCUCCUCCGCCCUGGCCUCCCUCGUCAGCGCGCCCAAAGUGUUCCAGGCUCUGUGCAAGGACAACAUCUACAAAGCCCUGCAGUUCUUUGCAAAGGGCUAUGGGAAAAACAACGAACCCCUGAGAGGCUACGUCCUCACUUUUGUGAUAGCCAUGGCGUUCAUUCUUAUCGCUGAACUGAACACCAUUGCUCCCAUAAUCUCCAACUUUUUCCUGGCCUCAUACGCACUUAUUAAUUUCUCCUGCUUCCAUGCCUCUUAUGCCAAAUCUCCAGGAUGGAGGCCUGCAUAUGGGAUUUACAACAUGUGGGUAUCUCUUUUUGGGGCCAUUUUGUGCUGUGCAGUUAUGUUUGUCAUCAACUGGUGGGCAGCUGUCAUCACCUAUGUCAUUGAGUUCUUCCUUUAUAUCUAUGUGACUUAUAAGAAGCCAGAUGUCAACUGGGGCUCCUCCACACAGGCUCUCUCCUAUGUGAGUGCUUUAGACAAUGCUCUGGAAUUAACCACAGUGGAAGACCAUGUAAAAAACUUCAGGCCUCAGUGCAUUGUCCUAACAGGAGGACCCAUGACAAGACCUGCGCUUUUGGAUAUAACUCACGCCUUCACCAAGAACAGUGGUCUUUGCAUAUGCUGUGAAGUCUUUGUGGGACCGCGCAAGCUGUGUGUUAAAGAGAUGAACAGUGGCAUGGCAAAAAAACAGGCCUGGCUUAUAAAGAACAAAAUCAAGGCUUUUUAUGCUGCAGUGGCGGCAGACUGUUUCAGGGAUGGCGUCCGAAGUCUCCUUCAGGCCUCAGGCUUAGGAAGAAUGAAGCCAAACACUCUGGUGAUUGGAUAUAAGAAAAACUGGAGGAAAGCUCCCCUGACAGAGAUUGAAAACUACUUGGGAAUCAUACAUGAUGCAUUUGAUUUCGAGAUUGGUGUGGUCAUUGUCAGAAUCAGUCAAGGGUUUGACAUCUCUCAGGUUCUUCAGGUGCAAGAUGAAUUAGAGAAACUAGAACAGGAGAGGCUGGCUUUGGAAGCCGCUAUCAAGGAUAAUGAAUGUGAAGAGGGCAGUGGAGGCAUCCGAGGCUUGUUUAAAAAAGCUGGCAAGUUGAACAUUACAAAGCCAAUUCCAAAAAAAGACAGCAGCAUUAACACCAUCCAGUCCAUGCAUGUUGGGGAGUUCAACCAGAAAUUGGUGGAAGCCAGCACCCAAUUUAAAAAGAAGCAAGGAAAAGGAACAAUUGAUGUUUGGUGGCUGUUUGAUGAUGGAGGGUUAACACUCCUUAUCCCCUAUAUCUUGACUCUCAGAAAAAAAUGGAAAGACUGUAAAUUAAGAAUCUAUGUUGGAGGGAAGAUUAACCGCAUUGAAGAAGAAAAAAUUGCAAUGGCUUCCCUUCUGAGCAAAUUUAGGAUAAAAUUUGCAGACAUCCAUAUCAUUGGUGACAUCAACAUUAAGCCAAACAAAGAGAGCUGGAAAGUCUUUGAAGAGAUGAUUGAACCAUAUCGUCUCCAUGAAAGCUGCAAAGAUUUAACAACUGCUGAGAAAUUAAAGAGAGAAAAUCCGUGGAAAAUUACAGAUGCAGAACUGGAAACAGUCAAAGAAAAGAGUUACCGCCAAGUUCGCCUGAAUGAGCUGUUACAGGAAAACUCAAGAGCUGCUAAUCUCAUUGUCCUGAGCCUUCCAGUGGCAAGAAAAGGAUCUAUCUCAGACUGGCUGUACAUGGCCUGGUUGGAAAUCCUCACCAAGAACCUCCCUCCCGUCUUACUAGUUAGAGGAAAUCACAAAAAUGUCCUGACAUUUUACUCUUAAAACAUGAAACAUUAAUUAAUUAAGAGACAUUUUAACUUAGUGCAUGAAUAAUCAAGAAACAUGAUCAAAUAUUUUGUGUUAUAAAUCUGAUCUGUGGAUAUGCCAAUCUCUGAAGAUUAUCAUACUGGAUUCCAUAUAAAUUUUAUUUUUUAUUAGUUAAUGGGAGCUAUUUUUUUUCCUAUCAACUCAAGGGGGUGUCAAAACCAAUGCUACCCCUGGAAAGACAUCUUUGUCACUACUGUUGAUAUACAAGAAAAUUAAGCAAAUCCAUGCUGGCUUAUGCUCAAGAAAACCACCAACUUGAUUGUACGCUUCUCCGGGCAAAGUUAAUCUUUUGUUCGCUUCUCGGUGCUGAUCUGGGCCUCCACCCAUAGCAGGCCCUUAUUUAACUGCUCAGUUGCAGUUGGGAUCAUAACUGCGGGUGGGUAUCACAGGAAAAGACCAAGUGGGUAGGCACCAUGAUCAUGCCUGGAAACUUUAAGAAGUCCUUGACUUCUUAAAUGCAAAUGUUGAAAGCAGUUCCCUAAAUAAGUAAUUUAAUGUAACACAGAUUAUAUACUUAGAGCAAACUGCAUGAUCCUUGAUAACUCACUGCUUCAAUUUAGGCUGACAGAAGAGUGUAUUAGCUGGAUCAGAAGGCAACAUAUGUUCCUAAUCAAUGAAAUGGAUUCGCUUCUUUAUAUAUAAACUUUAAUUGUUCUUUCUAUUAACUAUUUUGAAGUUUCCAUCAUGGUAUUACUUUGCCUAUUUUUCUGAUUAAGUCUUAGUACAGAUGAAAUCUUCAUAGAGGUUUGAUUGAAAAUAAAUAUCACAAAUUUCCAAACUGUUAAAAGGAUAUAUAUCCUGAAUUAUAUAAUUACUUUACAUAGUGAUUUAUGGAUUUAAAAGAGGAAUUAAAAUAAGUGGAGAAACUUAUAAUAUAGAAGUAUUGAUUUUUUUCUUUUUUGUGAGUGUUCCUAUAAUACUCUAUCAUGUUUGAAAAAAACAAAAAUAAUUUUUUUUCUGAUGGAUGGCUUGAUUAUUUUCGUGACAUAUUUUAAUUGUUUAUUCUAAAUGAUAAAAUAUAAGGCAAACAAUGAAUCUCA